Molecule: messenger RNA, 1731 nt
Organism: Penicillium chermesinum
Lineage: Eukaryota; Fungi; Ascomycota; Eurotiomycetes; Eurotiales; Aspergillaceae
Product: Zn(II)2Cys6 transcription factor domain-containing protein
Exons: 5
Coding region: 1-1731 (576 amino acids)
Biological process (GO): regulation of DNA-templated transcription
Cellular component (GO): nucleus
Molecular function (GO): transcription cis-regulatory region binding; zinc ion binding; DNA-binding transcription factor activity, RNA polymerase II-specific
Source: RefSeq, a predicted model, not a curated record
AUGGAGGACAGCACGAGUGGAACUCGGAUCCCAAAAGCUUGUCUCACAUGUGCCAAGGCAAAGGUCCGGUGUGAGCCCGAGGUGGGCGGGGUCGACGGCAUCUGUAAGCGCUGUCACCGUUUAAAUAAACCAUGCGGCUUCCAAACCCCCGGCGCACAUCGCAGGAAGACCGCGCCCAGCCUGCAAAGCAGCGAAGUGUCUGCACUAGAAGCAAAGCUCGAUCGAAUGGUUGCGUUACUAGCAGCAUCAGAUCGAUCCAAAGACCUUUCCAAUGCAAGCCUUUCGCCGGGACCGGCCCCGUCGGCCCCGUGCAGCGAAGAUAUGCAUGUACCCAGCGAGCAAGAGGGGCAGAGAUUCAUCAGCAUCUUCAUUAACAAAAUGCUUCCUUUGUUUCCAUUUGUCCCCAUUCCAUCCCAGAUGACCGCGGAUCAGCUCCGUCGAGAGAAGCCGUUUCUCUACCGCAACAUUGUGAUGGUCGCUAGCCAAGAUGCGCAACGUCACCGCCAGAGUGCGCAAUCCAUCAUGCAGCACGUGGCCGAGCACAUUGUUCUACGGGGUGAGCAUAAUAUUGACCUUCUCCAAGGUCUCCUCGUUCAUAUUGCGUGGUAUAUCACCAUCUCGCGCCUGCCACGCCCCAGCUUGGAUGCGUCCUCGGAAAAUGACUUUGGAGCAAAGCCAUUCCGCAAAAUUAGCAGUCAGCUGGAUGUUCUGUUACAUCUCGCUACAGCUCAACUGUCAAGUCUAAACCUGAAUCAAUCGGUGGCCUCCCUCCGAAACCUGAACAGACCCUUGUCAUACAUGAAAGCUGUCGACCUCCACCCAAAUCAAAUCCCCGAGCGGACGUUGGAAGAGCGACGUGCGUAUCUGGGCUGCUACUACGUGUCGGUUAUUCUGUCUCUUUGCGUGAGAGAAGUAGACACGCCGAGGUUUUCCAGAUACACCGACGAAUGUUGUGAAGCAUUGCAGGAGGCCUUGGAGUACCCGACCGACGCUUUCUUGGUUCACCUGGUCAAAAUAAUGCGACUUGGACAAAAGAUACACUAUACGGUCUCUGCGAAUGAAAUGACAUACCCCGUGACCCUGGACCCCUUCCUGGGAAUGACGAUCAAAUCCUACCAAGCAGAGCUGCAAGAGCUGCGGUCGGCUUACGCACCUGACCAUCCCGGCUCAGAGAUGAUCUUGUACCGAGUUGCACUGGGGAUCAACCCAGCAUCCGCAUGUGCAGAUCUCCCUGUUACCCAACUGGAUCUUCUCUUUAACCUACUCGAAGCCAACAAAACAUUCUUCUUGAACUUCUACUCUAUCCCCUCAAGUCUCCUGCCCAUCUUGCCGUUCACAGUGUAUUGCCAGUUUGGCGUAUCGAUGAUGACCCUUUCCCGACUGAUCCUCUACGAGGGCGAGCGAGUCGGAUGGGACCCAGACUAUACGCGACGGACGGUUGAUUUCGACUCGACCGCGGACGUGAUCCUACAGAAACUAGAUGAAGCGCGGGCUUUCCUAUCAAGCGAUGUCGCCGAGCGGCCUGAGAUCUUUCACAGACUCGUCACCCGGAUGCAGGUGAUGAAGGAUCUGCAUCGGAAAAGACUCGAGGCGCAGGCCAAGGCGAACUUGGAAGCUCCCCAGGAGCCUCUCGAUUUCAGCUUCAUUUUCAACUUACCCACGGACGCCUUCUUCCCUUAUGGCGACUAUGCUACGGCAAGUGCCUUACCGGAAGCGCCGAAUUAUUAUUGA